Molecule: messenger RNA, 249 nt
Organism: Penicillium crustosum
Lineage: Eukaryota; Fungi; Ascomycota; Eurotiomycetes; Eurotiales; Aspergillaceae
Exons: 4
Coding region: 1-249 (82 amino acids)
Source: RefSeq, a predicted model, not a curated record
AUGUCAGGUCAGAGUUAUAGUUGGGCUUAUGGUCCUCUCAAAAUUAAGGGUGAAAUUAACCCUCAGUCAGCUGAAAUUUCAGCUGAAUAUUCUGUUGUCGAAAACUCCUCUGAAGACAAGAUUAUUGGGGAAAAGUCUACCUCGCUUCUUAGUGGUGAGCCAUUCGUUUACUCCGGGGAGGCAGCCCAUGUUGAAGGAGACGUCUAUGAUACAGCCCUGGCUAGUAUUGAGAAAAUUGGCGAUCUUUAA